Drosophila willistoni is the source of this 1006-nucleotide messenger RNA. RefSeq lists its product as uncharacterized. The record is from RefSeq and is a predicted model, not a curated record. Bases 151 to 858 code for a protein of 235 amino acids. The transcript has a single exon. NCBI's taxonomy places the organism in Eukaryota, Metazoa, Arthropoda, Insecta, Diptera, Drosophilidae.
UUAACAAUCAAUCACAGAUGUAAUCUCAAACACAAUUGAACAGGCCGUUUAGAAAGUAUCAAAAAUCCCAAACAGUUUCUGUCCUGUGUUUAUAUGUUCUAUAUAAGUUUUCGGUUCAAAGCAAAAUUCCAUCAGAAACAAUAAAAAAUCAUGGACAAUGACUUGGAGUUCAUAAUUAAUGCCUUAUCCAUACCAAAUUCACCUCUUACUAACGGCUAUAGUCAUGAUCAGCUUAUAGAGAUACGCAGUUCAUUUAUCACAUUGCAAAAUAUAUUGCGGGAUAAUCCCACGGCCCUGGAGCAUAUAGAGAAGUUAAUAUCACCAUUAGUUAUGCCAACAACUGCAUCUGCAGCAUCGCAGACCUCGGUCUUGUCUCGGGCCAAGGCUGGUGGGGAUAUUCCCCUCUUGGGAGGAAAGAGCGAUUCGGUUCUAUGUGGAAUUCAUAACAAAUUGAAAUUGCCAAAUCUGCUAACGUCGCGAUCAACUGAAACUAUUGAUCGUGAGACUAGCACCACUUUGAGUAACAUCUUCCAUUAUAGCAACACUUGUUCCAACUGGAGCAUGGACUAUGGGGCAUUCAGUCAAAACGAGGAAGACAGUUUCGGUAAGGCAGAUGUUACCUGUGGGGACCCUGGCACAGAAUUGGUUCGCUAUAAGCCGCCAAUGAACGAUAAUGACGAUUGCUUGGAUAGAACUGAUUCGAGUACAACUAUGGUUGCUUCAAUUGCUCCUUCUUCGGCCAUUUCAAUAAGUAUUCCCAUCAGUCUGAUGUGGAGCAAUGAUGGUUAUGAUCCACAGAGUACGGACAGUGAGACCACUUUGAAGGCUGAUGGUCUUAGAUUCAUAGCGAGAAAUUAACAUUUGCCUCAAAAUUACCAAUAAGUUUUACGUACGGUUGAAAAUUUAAAGAAAUAUCUGAGAAAAUUCUAGUCUUAAAUUUUUUGAAUUAAACAUUUAAUUAAUAUAAAGAGUUCUGAAAAUAUAUCCCAAGAUAUUUUGCCCAACA